Molecule: messenger RNA, 535 nt
Organism: Humulus lupulus (European hop)
Lineage: Eukaryota; Viridiplantae; Streptophyta; Magnoliopsida; Rosales; Cannabaceae
Product: 7-dehydrocholesterol reductase-like
Exons: 5
Coding region: 20-535 (171 amino acids)
Biological process (GO): sterol biosynthetic process; brassinosteroid biosynthetic process
Cellular component (GO): endoplasmic reticulum membrane
Molecular function (GO): oxidoreductase activity, acting on the CH-CH group of donors, NAD or NADP as acceptor
Source: RefSeq, a predicted model, not a curated record
UUUGGGAUUGAUAUAAGCAAUGUGCUAUAUUAUAUCUUGGUACUUUUUUUUGGCUGUCUUCAGGUUUGGCAUAUUCAAUCCUUCAACUGUUUAUGAUCAUUUGGGAGAAAUAUAUUCUGCCCUUAUUUUCGGAAGCUUGGUUUUUUGCAUUUUAUUAUACAUAAAAGGCCAUGUGGCACCGUCUUCCACUGAUUCUGGCUCGUCUGGGAACAUCAUAAUUGAUUUCUAUUGGGGUAUGGAACUCUAUCCUCGCAUUGGUAAAAACUUCGACAUUAAAGUUUUUACAAAUUGCAGAUUUGGAAUGAUGUCUUGGGCAGUUCUAGCUGUAACCUAUUGCAUAAAGCAGUAUGAAGUGAACGGCAUAGUGGCUGAUUCAAUGCUUGUUAAUACCAUAUUGAUGCUGGUGUAUGUUACUAAGUUUUUUUGGUGGGAAGCUGGAUACUGGAGCACAAUGGAUAUUGCACAUGAUCGAGGCAUAAGCCGUGUUAACAUGAAUGCAAUGCAAUGCAAUGCAAUGCAAUGCAUGGAACAGUAG